AUGGCCUCGGUUGUGUCAAAAUUUAAGGGUACUGUUUUCCUAAUUGCGAAUGGUUCUAGAAAUCUAGGAAGAAUAUGUGCAGAAAACUUUGUUCAGAGAGGAGGGAGAGUUGUUUUAUGUGACACAGACACAGAAGCAGGAGAAGAAAUACAAGAGAGUUUGGGAAGAAAUAACUGCUUGUUUUUUACUGCAGAUCUAACAAAAGAAGAAGAUGUUGAGAAGGCAAUAAAUUUGACGGAAGAGAAGUUUGGAAAACUUGAUGUUACGAUCAAUUGCCCGAGUUAUGCAAGGACUAGCAAAAUUCAUAUCAAAUCUCAGAUAGAGAGAGAAAAUUCACAUGAAAACACGCAAACUGAAACCAGGGGAGAAAAGUUAACAGAGGAGUUUAUGGAGAAACUUUUAAGGGAAAAUUUGACCAGCACAUUUAAUGUAUGUAGGCUAAGUGCUGGACUGAUGUCUAAAAAUGAACCUGACUCAAAUGGACAAAGAGGGGUAAUCAUCAACAAGUCUCACACUUUAGGAUUUGGAAGUUCCCUAGUUCCUUACACCAUGUCCCAGGCUGCGAUAAUUGGAAUGACACUUCCAAUGGCCAGGGAUUUUAACGAUCUGGGUAUAAGAGUCAACAGUAUUGCAACAGGGUUUUUAGACUACCAAAUACCAGAGGGAUGGCCUAAGAAAAGAGAGCGAAAGUUUUGUAGUUUAAUGGCAUUUCCUCAUAAACUUGGUUCAUCACAAACAUUCUACCAUCUUUGUGAGAAAAUAAUUGACAAUCCAUAUGUGAAUGGAGAAGUUAUCAAACUAGAUGCAGGGGUGCAAGCAGUGAUACUGUGAUAAAAAAUAUUCAGUCAAUACACAUUUCUUAAUAUUCAGAUAUAUAGCUGAAAUACCUGUAUGGUUAGACUAAACGUUUGCUCUGGAUAUCAAAGUUUUGAGGAGUUUUCAGGAAGCCAUGCAGGUUUGCAUUAUAUGAUUUGCCGUCAUGCUAUGAACUCUACAUCAUUGCUAACACAAAAGAAGUUAUAGUGUAGGAAAAAGAAAGCAGAUAUGGUCCAUCCCAGAUAUACAUUUACUUGUAAUUUGAAAGAUGAGAGCACUACACUCUAUAUUAUGAAUUCUGAAUGAUAAAUGGUACAUGAAAUGCAUAGAGUUUUAAUAAAAAAAAAAAGAAAGAUCUGUUUUAAGAAUGUAAU
Molecule: messenger RNA, 1190 nt
Organism: Saccostrea echinata
Lineage: Eukaryota; Metazoa; Mollusca; Bivalvia; Ostreida; Ostreidae
Product: 3-hydroxyacyl-CoA dehydrogenase type-2-like
Exons: 5
Coding region: 1-831 (276 amino acids)
Biological process (GO): steroid catabolic process
Cellular component (GO): cytosol
Molecular function (GO): estradiol 17-beta-dehydrogenase [NAD(P)+] activity
Source: RefSeq, a predicted model, not a curated record